CUCCUUUCGAUCAUUUAUUUCACCUACGAUUACUAAUAAUAUCAAAAUGCAAAACACAAAAAAUGCAAAUGAAUGGGUGAAUUGGAUUGAAGAAUCUAUAUCUAAGGAAUAUUAUAGAUUUUAUGAAUUUGAACAUUUUAGUAAUAUCCAAAUAAUUGGAACUGGAGGGUUCGGAAAAGUUUAUCGUGCAAGUUGGAAAAAUUCCGAACAAUAUUUAGCGUUGAAGUCUUUUUUUAAUAUUGAUAACGUCACUGCAAAAGAAAUUGUUCAUGAGCUUAAGCUUCAGCGUGAUAUACAAUUUCAUAAUAACAUUAUUAAAUUUUAUGGAAUUGCAAAAUUUGAUCCAGGUAGAAAAUGAUAACGUUCAAUCAAAAAAUUAUUUACUAGUUAUGGAGUAUGCUGAUUCUGGUCCACUUAAAAAUUAUUUAAAGGAAAACUUUAAUAUUCUUACUUGGAAUGAUAAAUACAACUUAGCAUACCAAUUAGCUUGUGCCGUUUCAUGUAAACAUAACGAAGGCAUCGUGCAUCGUGAUUUGCAUUCUGGCAAUGUUUUGGUCCAUCAAAACACUAUCAAGUUGUCCGACUUUGGGUUGUCAAAGAGAAUUGAAUCAUCAUCCAAUGCACAAUCAAAAUUUUUUGGAAUAAUUCCUUACGUUGAUCCGAAAAAAUUUAGCGGGCGAAGAAGGAAUAGAAACUCAACACAAAUAUUCUCAUUAAAUGAAAAAAGCGAUAUCUAUAGCGUUGGUGUUUUAUUCUGGGAGAUUUCUAGUGGUCAAUUUCCCUUUUAUACAGAAGGUGAACAAUAUGAUGUUGAUUUAGCAAUAGAAAUUUCACAAGGUCUUAGGGAAGAACCUAUCCCUAAUACACCAGAAGAUUAUAUUAAAAUUUACACUGAAUGUUGGAAUGGCGAACCUGAUAAUCGUCCAACUAUAAAUCAAGUAGUAGAAAGAUUAAGGGAAAUUAUAACAAAAACGAAUAUAACAACAGAAAAUAAUAUUAGCGCUUCUUUGAAUACCGAUAGUCAUGGGGAAAUGUCUCAAAUUAUACAAAAUUUUAAUAAAAUGAAUACAAAGGAAAUUGUACCCGCAAACAUAAUAAUUGAAAAUGAUUCAUUUGAAAUAGUUAAUAAUAUUGUAAAUUAUAUUUUCAAAAUAGUUAAUGUAGGAAAAGAAUUUACAUUAACCAAAAGUACUAGAAAUAUUCUUGAUUAUUUUAAUAAUAAUAAUAUAAAUUCACAGGAAAUUUAUGAUUGGUUAUUAAUUAAUCAAAAUAAUUCAGAUUCUAUGUUUUUACUUGGAUAUUUUAAUUAUUUAGGAAUUGAAACAAGCGAAGAUAAUAAGAAAGCAUUUGAUUUAUUUAUUAAUGCAUCAGAGCAAGGUCAUAUAUUAGCACAAUUAUAUGUUGGAUCGUGUUAUCAAUCUGGUUAUGGAACUACAAAAGAUAAAGAGUUAGCUUUAAAAUAUUACGAAAAAAUAGCAAAUCUAGGUUAUGCAUCAGGUUUAUUAAAAGUUGGAUAUUGUUAUGAUUGUGGAAUAGGAACUAGUGUUAAUUAUCAAAAAGCAAUUGAAUUAUAUCAACAGGCAGAAAGUUUAGGAAAUAUUGUUGCACAAUAUAAUGUUGGUACUAUGUAUUUAAAUGGAGAAGGUGUUGAUAAAGAUUAUAACAAAGCUUUUGAAUUAUAUCAGCAGGCAGCAAAUUCUGGAAAUUGUAAUGCUCAACAUGGUCUUGGCCUUAUAUAUGAAUAUGGAAUGGGAAUUGAAAAGGAUAUAAAUCAAGCGAUUUAUUGGUAUGAAAAAUCUGCUAAACAAGGAUAUAAGAAAGCUCAAAAUGCAUUGGAAAUAAUCAAGCUUUCUUUUUAAAUACAUUAUUAAUUAUUUGGUUAAUUAUAUGGUACAUGACUACAUGCAUAUUAUUUAUUAAUAGCACUACUUUAUUUAAACUGCGUCUAAAAGAUGAGUAAACGUAAUCUCAAUAAUAGUAUUUUUACUUUUAUUAAACACGUGAAGCUUUAAAAAAGCAUAAUUAUAGAGUUGUUUAUCACUUCUUAAAUUUAUUAAUUUAUUCUGAGCAUCCAUAUCUAUAACUGAAAUAAAAAACGUUGCAUUUAUUU
Messenger RNA from Rhizophagus irregularis DAOM 181602=DAOM 197198, 2110 nucleotides. The record is from RefSeq and is a predicted model, not a curated record. Lineage: Eukaryota; Fungi; Glomeromycota; Glomeromycetes; Glomerales; Glomeraceae.